AUGCUGCGCAAACUUCUCCACGCACUCUUGCCUGCCGACGCACACGAGAUCUGUCGCGAGUGUCUCUAUGUGGCGGUUCAGCCCAUCUCCUUCACCAAGCCCCCCACGCUUGUUUCGGAAUUCUUCAGCAAAGACGAUCUCAUUGAGGCCUUGAUUGCCUCGUGUUACAUUCCGGGCUACCUGGACCACGGCUUUACAUCCAUGUUCCGAGGACAACCACACGUGGAUGGUGGCUUCAAAGACCUUGUACCGCGACUCGCCAACGUUCUCAAACCCGGUGAACGCGGCGUGCAUGUGCUGCCCUUUCCAGACUGGGUUGCACGCGCUCUGGAUAUCCCCAUCGAGAUUGGGCCCUCCCUCGUUCCGGAGAACGUGUUUAGGGACGUGGAGCUUUUUCGCAUGAUCUUUGUGCCGCCCACUGAAGCCGAUGCCUGGCGCCUGUUUGCUAUUGGCCAGCAGGCCGGCAUCAACUAUCUGGAAGCCAAACUCGCAUAG
Monosiga brevicollis MX1 is the source of this 495-nucleotide messenger RNA. RefSeq lists its product as uncharacterized. Lineage: Eukaryota; Choanoflagellata; Craspedida; Salpingoecidae. Bases 1 to 495 code for a protein of 164 amino acids. The transcript has 2 exons. Gene Ontology annotation, biological process: lipid homeostasis; triglyceride catabolic process. Gene Ontology annotation, cellular component: cytoplasm; membrane; lipid droplet. The record is from RefSeq and is a predicted model, not a curated record. Gene Ontology annotation, molecular function: triacylglycerol lipase activity.